CUGGUUAGAACUUAGAAGAAUGCACAUAUGAAUUUUUUUACAAAAAAAAAAAGAAUGCACAUAUGAAAUAGUUAAAAAAAAAAGAAUACACACACACGAAACCAUCUUGUUUCUAUUCAUGUUUACGUGGAGCAAAACUGGCCAGCUAAAACGGUGAAACUCAAAUAUCUUCUUUUUUUGUUCCUGGACCCGAUUCCAUCCUCCAUAAUUCAUAUAUUAUAGCCAAAAACCAUUAUAUAGUAUAUAUUAUUUUACUGUGUUAAAAAAAGUAUAUUUUAUUUUACUUUCUAUUAUUUUUUAGUAAUAUGAAAAAGCCAAAAAAAAAAGAGAUUGUGAACGAAUAUUAAUACAAGCCCACUUCACAUCUAUUUUUGUGCAACCCUCUUUUCUAAAGCUAGCUUCUCUCUAACAAUGGAAACACAUCUCAACAUAGAGAAGAGUGCUUCUCAAGUUACCUUAACCUCCUCCGCUAUCUUCGCCGUAUCAUCUUCCUCCUCCUCCUCUUCCACCGCCUCAUUGUCCUCACCUACAACAUCUUCCUCUUCUUCAUCAAUAACUUUGAAUUUCUCUGAGGAUACCAACUCUAAAAGAAAAGCAUCUCGAAGAUCAUUACCCGUUCUAGAAGAUGAUGAAAACGUCGUGAAACAGCGAAAGACCAGCGGCGGAGAUAAGCAUCCGACGUAUAGAGGAGUGCGGAUGAGGAGUUGGGGCAAAUGGGUGUCUGAGAUCAGAGAGCCGAGGAAGAAAUCAAGAAUCUGGCUCGGAACUUAUCCAACGGCUGAUAUGGCUGCUCGAGCUCAUGAUGUGGCGGCUUUAGCCAUUAAAGGUACAGCGGCUUAUCUUAAUUUUCCUGAAUUAUCCGGCGAGCUUCCUCGUCCGGUCACGAACUCUCCUAAAGAUAUUCAAGCCGCUGCCACAGCCGCCGCCGUAAAUUGGCAAGACUCCGAUGUAGCUGCAUUAGAAGAAGCCGAACCGAGUCGAGAAGUGAUGGCUCAGUCUUUGUCAGGUAGUGUGGUGUUUUCUUCGGACAUUACAACUCGAGAGAUGUCGGAAACUUCGUGUGCGGACAAAGAGAGCGACGAAGAGAAGCUGUUUGAUUUGCCGGAUUUGUUUAAUGAUGAGAUGAUGAUACGAGACGAUGCGUUUUGUUAUUACUCGUCCACAUGGCAGCUUUGUGGAGCUGAUGUUGAUGAGCCGAGUUACUUUUUCAAUGACCUAAAUCACACUCCAGCUCACUCUUUAACACCUAAUUAAUCUAUCCUGCUUUUUCAUUUCACUAUUUACGUUUGUUUUUCUUGUUUAUUUUUUUCUUUCAAAUUGAGUAUCAGUGAUUUUUUUUGGUAAAGAAAUGGGUUCAUUUUGAUUUGUUUAGCAAAUGUGUUUGAUGAAUAUUUUUGUAAUAUAAAUGUGGUGAGAACAUAUUCUGAAUAAAGAAAAAAUAGGAACAAAACCAAGUUGUUUGUUGACAAAAAACAAUAACAAGUU
Messenger RNA from Brassica napus (rape), 1485 nucleotides. RefSeq names its product ethylene-responsive transcription factor ERF034-like. The record is from RefSeq and is a predicted model, not a curated record. Gene Ontology annotation, molecular function: DNA binding; DNA-binding transcription factor activity. Lineage: Eukaryota; Viridiplantae; Streptophyta; Magnoliopsida; Brassicales; Brassicaceae. The coding region runs from base 412 to 1254 and encodes 280 amino acids. Gene Ontology annotation, biological process: regulation of DNA-templated transcription. The transcript has a single exon.